AUGAGUGAAGAGCAUCAAGAGGUUGCUGCUAGUGAGGAAGGACCGGUUCCAGUCCUUAGAUGGGACUUAGGUCUGUUCGAACAGAUCGUUCGAAGUUUUAGGUUUCCACCGGAGUGGGAUGCCCGGUACCCUGCUCAGGGUCAGACCGCGGCUGAUGCCCCACCCGGUUACAUUACUUUGUUCGAAGACUUCUUCCUUCAAGGAAACUUCCGGCUGCCGGCGACUAACUUCUUUGGUAGCAUCUUGUCCUACUACAAGUUUCAUAUCUCACAGUUAAGCCCACCUGGGAUGGUGAGGGUGAGGCACUUUGAGUUCUUGUGUCAAUCCCACGGCAUUGAGCCGACGGUGAAUAAGUUUCGUGUCUUCUAUCAACUGCAAAGAACAAUGGGGUUCUUUUCUUUUGCUAGCCGUGGUACGGCUAAGAAGAUUUUGUUGAAUCCUCCCAAGAGUUUCCAUGACUGGAAACCCAAGUUCCUCUUCAUCCGGGAGGAAGUCUUGCCAAUAGCUAUGCCGUUUAGGGAAUGGACCGAGGUUAUACCAAAGGAGGACCUUCCUAUACCGAAGUCUGCUCAGUGGUAUCAGCGGCUUACCGCAACCCCUAACCGGGUAUUUGGGGAGAAUGUUCUGGUUGCUGCCAAGAUGAGUGACCAGUGGUCACCUAGUAGCAGGGAACUCCCGGUCUUGAAGAUCGGGGAUCAAGAGACGCAACUCUAUCAGGCUGCCUUCCCAGCCUUUGGUGGCUCCAUGGGCGUUCGCCCUCUGCGCGAUGAUGAGGAAGGCUGGUAUGACCAGAUAAAGGGGAACUUCAUGCUUCCUGCUGCUGACGCCUUCGCCUCGCCGCCGGAUGCAACUGAAGGUGCGCACUAUCCUAAACCUCGUCCAUUGCGCUCUGUGACUUCUGCUGGGAAAGAGACUUUCUAUCUUUCCAGCGAGGAGUCAGUAGGGUCUUCGAAUGGCGAGUUAAGUUCGUUGCCUAAAAUCUUUGCAGGUGUGUUGCGCGAUCUGGGGGUUGACCCAGAGGAGAAGAAGAAGAAACCUUCGAAGAAGAAAAAGAAGGCGGAUGUUGAAGUGACCAGCAAGGGUCCUGGCGCCAGUCGCGCAACUACUGCUGCUGUCAAAGGUACGCUUCGCCUCCGGCAACGUGACUUAGACGAUUACGUGAUAAUCAGUGACUCUUAUGAAGGUUUAUCAUAUGCAGCUAUGGGAAAGACUGGCGCUGGUGGGUCAAAGGGCUCUGGGAGCGCGGGUUCUCGUAACCCGGAUGCUGACGCAACUCCAUCUCAUCCUGAGGAUGAAGAAAAAGAGGAAGAAGAGACUGCCCCGUUGAUUGGAAGAAAGAGGGGUAGAAGCGAGGCGACAACUGGUAUGGCCUCUGCGCCUGUUUCAGUUGUUAUUCCCGUUGUUGGGAAGAAGAGCAAGUUGCGCUCGUUAUACCAGUUUUCUCCUGAGAUCAAGAAGAAGACCCCUGAAAAGGGGGUUAAGUUUGUUGAACCCAGCACGAAAAGACCUAAGGUUGCCACUGAACCUUCCGAUUCUGCUGCGCGUGAUGCUGCGAAAACUGCUGAAGCGCAGCAAAAGGCAGAAGAGGAUCGGAGGAAGGAAGAGAGUAGGAUUGCUGCGCAGAAGAAGGCUGAAGAGUUAAAGCGCAAAGAAGAGGAAGAGAAAAAGAGGAAGGAGGAGGAGGAGAGAAAGCUGGAGGCGGAGAGGAAGAGAAAAGCGGAAGAGGAGAGAAAGCUGAGGGAGGAGGCGGAUAGGCAGAGGAAGGCGGAAGAGGCGAGGAAAGAAAGAGCUGCCGAUCAGUCUUCUGUUCAAGGGCAGUCUGGUGUCCCAAAACCUCCCCCCGCUGCGCCGAUUGUUACUUCUAAGGGGUUAGGGCGCUAUGUGUCUAGUGGUGCAAGCUCUGGAGGAGCUGGGGGCUAUAACCCCAAUGUGAUAGGUGCGAAGGAUACCGUCGGGGAUAUAUAUUAUAAAACUUAUACUGAAGAGGAACGUGGUGAUGCUCCUCAUCAAGCCCCUUGGAGCUUAAGGCAGAAGGAUACGUUUGUUGAAUUUGGUCCUUCUCGCGAUUGGUACUUGAACCAAUUCACUCCUGGCGAAGUUAACCGUCAAAAGGCGAAGCCGCAUGAAAUGUUGUACCGCACUUACAUUCUUGCCGAGGCCAACGCUCGAUCUGCUAACCAUCAGAUAGUUCGUGAAUGGCGAACAAUGGUCAGAGAGCGCGCCGACUGGGAGGCUUACCGAGAACGUGUGCUAAAACGUGUUGGUGAAUUUGAGAAGGCUAAGGCCACAUUUGAUGAGGAGAAAGCCAAGUUUGAGGCUGAUAGGAAAGCUGAAGAGUGGGGUCGCGAGGGCCUGCAAAAGAAACUUCAUAAUGUGGAAGAGCAACUGGCCAAGGAGAAGGCCGAGUUCAAGCGCAUCUGCGCCCAGGACAACGAGCGCGCCUAUGCGGCUCGACAAAAAAUUGUUGGUCUUGAGGCUAAGAUAGCGGAGCUGACAUCGAAGGUGGAGGAAGCGCAGGUUGAGACAGCCGCUAAACAACAGAUGGAGGUUGAGUUGUCUGAAGCUAAGGUUCAGCUGUCCACCAAGGACAAAGAUCUCCAGGCCAAGGACGUUGAGAUUGCGGAGCUCAAACGUCGCUUGGAUGAACAAAUCGACAGAUGUGAGUCCCUGGAGAUCGACCUUGAGGCAGAGAAGGUCAAGGCCAUCGAUGCUGAGGAGGCGCGUGCUGUCAGCACUGCGGCGCUUAACGUGGCUCAGACAAAUUAUUCUGAGGCCCAAGGCAUUGUGGACACGCUUGUUUCUGAAGCAGAAUGGAUGCGCACUCGGGGAAUAGUGCUGGUUGCCAAUUCCAUCUUGAACGCCGGCGAGCUAGAUCGCGCUGUUGCUGCUCUUACGGAUGCGGCGCGUGCAGUUGGUCAUCGAGGAGGUUACCUGGAGUGUGCUGAUCAUGUUGAGCGAAUGCUGGGACAAGAAUUCGAUACAAGUCAUUGCUCAGUGACGGAACAAGCUGAUGCUGCGCUGGCCAGUGCUGAGAACUCAUAUGACAACCUCUCCUUGCCCAUCAUGGACUUGGUUGUUAGUGCCUUAAAAAAGGAUGAUUGGUGUCAGCGCCUCAAGGCGAUCCUUGAUCCACCGAUUACUGUUGAAUCAUCUGAUGAGGAAGCAGCUGGUGAUGAUGGCGGAGGUGAUGACGAUGGCGACGAUGGUGAGGGGAACGAAGAUGAUGAUGGUGAGAAGAACGAAGACAAAUAG
Molecule: messenger RNA, 3252 nt
Organism: Helianthus annuus (common sunflower)
Lineage: Eukaryota; Viridiplantae; Streptophyta; Magnoliopsida; Asterales; Asteraceae
Exons: 5
Coding region: 1-3252 (1083 amino acids)
Source: RefSeq, a predicted model, not a curated record